Vitis riparia (riverbank grape) is the source of this 1922-nucleotide messenger RNA. RefSeq names its product serine/threonine-protein kinase BSK5-like. Bases 294 to 1769 code for a protein of 491 amino acids. The transcript is spliced from 10 exons. The record is from RefSeq and is a predicted model, not a curated record. NCBI's taxonomy places the organism in Eukaryota, Viridiplantae, Streptophyta, Magnoliopsida, Vitales, Vitaceae. Gene Ontology annotation, biological process: brassinosteroid mediated signaling pathway; protein phosphorylation. Gene Ontology annotation, molecular function: protein kinase activity; ATP binding; protein binding.
AUGAAACGGAGAAAAGCAGAAGGCUUAAAGCAAAGCAGUUAAGGCCUUUUGCAAAUCACAUGAGCGAGAGAAUAAAUAUAUAGAGAGAAAGGAAGUAGAAAAAGCAAGCAAAGCCUUGGAUCCACAAAUCCCUACGCGCGCGCGCACACACACACUCUCAAAUCAGAAAUACAGUGUCUUAUCAUUCCGAUCCUUUCUCCCAUUUCAAGUUUCGACUCGAGUGAUCUUGCUGCAAUGUAUGCCGUCUGAUUCAUCCUCAUCAUCUCUCUCACUCCACCGUUUGAUCUCCGGCAAUGGGAGCCCGCUGCUCUAAAUUCUCACUCUGCUGGUGGCAAUCUCACCUCAAACCCUCAGUUCUUGACCCCUCUGAUCUCGAGAAUGGGGGUAAAGCUGACCGGAACUCGCUGCCCAGCUUCACCGAGUUUAGUUUGGACCAACUCAAAGCUGCCACGUCGGGGUUCUCCUCCGAUAACAUAGUGUCGGAGCACGGAGAAAAAGCUCCAAAUAUUGUUUACAAAGGGAAACUCGAUGCUGACCGUUGGAUCGCUGUUAAGCGGUUUAACAAGUUGGCCUGGCCUGAUUCUCGUCAAUUCGUUGAGGAAGCAAGAUCCGUGGGAAAUUUGAGGAAUGAGAGAUUAGCGAAUUUGAUGGGAUGUUGCUGUGAAGGUGAUGAGAGAUUGCUCGUGGCAGAGUUUAUGCCAAAUGAAACUCUUGCGAAGCAUCUUUUUCACUGGGAGGCCCAGCCUAUGAAAUGGGCAAUGAGAUUGAGGGUAGCAUUGUAUUUAGCACAAGCUUUGGAAUAUUGCAGCAGUAAAGGACGGGCCUUGUAUCAUGAUCUUAAUGCCUACAGAGUCUUAUUUGAUCAGGAUGGUAAUCCCAGACUGUCUUGCUUUGGCCUUAUGAAGAAUAGUAGAGAUGGCAAGAGUUACAGCACCAAUUUGGCUUUCACCCCUCCAGAGUAUUUGAGAACAGGUAGAGUGACACCAGAAAGUGUAGUGUACAGCUUUGGGACCUUGUUGCUUGAUCUCUUGAGUGGCAAACAUAUUCCACCAAGCCAUGCACUUGAUCUGAUUCGUGGCAAGAAUUUUCUGAUGUUGAUGGACUCUUGUUUGGAGGGUCAUUUCUCGAAUGAUGAUGGUACUGAGUUAGUGCGGCUGGCUUCCCGCUGUUUGCAGUAUGAAGCUCGUGAGAGACCAAAUGCAAAGUCCCUUGUUACUGCUCUUAUGUCUCUUCAGAAAGAAACAGAGGUUCCAUCAUACAUCUUGAUGGGUAUCGCACAUGACACUGCUUCCCCAGCAGAGCCAUUGUCAUUAACCCCUUUUGGUGAAGCUUGCUUGAGAAUGGAUCUCACUGCUAUACAUGAAAUCUUGGACAAGAUUGGAUACAAGGAUGAUGAAGGGAUUGCCAAUGAGCUUUCAUUUCAGAUGUGGACCAAUCAAAUGCAGGAGACCUUGAAUUCUAAGAAGCAUGGAGACACCGCUUUCCGAGCUAAGGAUUUCACAACUGCCAUUGAUUGCUACACCCAAUUCAUUGAUGGCGGGACCAUGGUAUCUCCAACUGUGUAUGCUAGGCGCUGCUUGUCCUACUUAAUGAAUGACAUGCCCCAAGAAGCUCUUGGGGAUGCCAUGCAAGCUCAGGUGGUGUCCCCUGAGUGGGCCACUGCUUUCUAUCUUCAAGCAGCUGCCCUCUUCAGUCUUGGGAUGGAUACUGAUGCCCAAGAAACACUCAAAGAUGGCACAAACUUGGAAGUCAAAAAGAGCAAAAAUUGAGUGUAUAGGUUUCUUUUCCUCUCUCUUGCUUCCUUCUUUUAACUGUAAUUUUGUUUAGUCUCUUGUAUUUAUUCCCUAUUUGUCAUAUUUUGCCAUUUUCAGCUCUUGCCACCUUAGAGGAUUCUUUGAAAUUAUUGUUGGUUUUGAUAUAUA